Heterobasidion irregulare TC 32-1 is the source of this 399-nucleotide messenger RNA. RefSeq lists its product as uncharacterized. NCBI's taxonomy places the organism in Eukaryota, Fungi, Basidiomycota, Agaricomycetes, Russulales, Bondarzewiaceae. The record is from RefSeq and is a predicted model, not a curated record. Gene Ontology annotation, molecular function: DNA binding; transcription regulator activity. The transcript is spliced from 7 exons. The coding region runs from base 1 to 399 and encodes 132 amino acids. Gene Ontology annotation, cellular component: MBF transcription complex; SBF transcription complex.
AUGGCCUCUGGACUACUGCAGGAAUCUGCGACGGCCGGUCCACGCUUCCGGCCUUAUGCGAGCCCCAAUCACCAUGUCACCAAAAGCCGGUAUAUCACAAGCAACGAUUCCCGGGGGUACAUACCUGUUUAUGAAUAUCCAUUAAAUGGUCAGUGGAUCAUGAUGGACGCCGACGACGGCUACAUCCUCUGGACCGGCAUCUGGAAAGCCUUGGGGAACUCCAAAGCGGACAUCGUCAAAAUGAUAGAAUCCCAGCCCGACUUGGCUUCUGUUAUCCGUAGAGUGCGAGGCGGAUACCUCAAGAUACAGGGCACAUGGAUGCCAUACGAGGUCGCCCUACGUUUGUCUCGUCGCGUGGCAUGGCCGAUUCGUCACGAGCUCAUUCCGUUGUUUGGGUAA